This is a messenger RNA of Seminavis robusta, 1536 nucleotides long. The record is from the annotation of a GenBank genome assembly. Lineage: Eukaryota; Bacillariophyta; Bacillariophyceae; Naviculales; Naviculaceae.
AUGGCUGAUAUUGAAAUUGCCAACCCAAAAGACGACCUAUCACAAUUAUUCUUUCUGCCCAAGGAUCUUCCGAAUCGACCCAGGGUUUUCUUUGUCGGCGAUAAGAAAGAUUCUUCUUCCAAUGUGACCGACAGCUUUGUGGGUCCUCUUGAAGUGACUUCUUCUGGAGUGGCCCAUGGGCUUGGUGUAGUGGCUAGACGUGACAUUCAAGCAGGAGAAUGCCUCUUUGUUACCCGUGCUGUGGUAUCAGCAGAUGUAAAGUUGGUCUUUGAGGAGUGGAAAUCCAGAUUCACAGACAACAAUGCUACCAAGGGAGAUAAUAAUAUUGGUACACCUCAAACACUUUUGGAAGAAGUGACGGAGCAAGUCCUGGUCAAGGCAAUGAGACAGAAAAUCCAAUCCCAAGACGACAGUGACAAAGCCAUUGUACAAAGCUUCCUUUUGCAGCUAUCAGAGGGCGAGGAAAGUACUGCUAGAAACAUUCCAGUACCCACCGAUCCAUCGUCAUUUGUACCAGCAUUGGUAGCCAGACAAUCGUUUUCGUCCACAACAGCAGCAAGUCCAUUAUUUAACAUUGACACUGACAUUUCAGACACCAAGCUCUUGGAGAUUAUCCGUCGGAAUGCUUUUGGUCCAGACUUUGCGUCUUACCAAUCCGUUGAGGCUCAGUGGGCACAAAGCCUGGAUGAUGGCACGGAAAGACCAAGUCCAUCAAGAUUGUUGGGAUUGUAUCCCUUGGCAGCCAUGAUCAAUCACUCGUGUACACCAAACGCUGUGAGAGUUUUCGUUGAUGGAGACUGGAUGGUCGUUCACGCAAGUUCCAACAUCCCAAAAGGCAAAGAAAUUGGUUGGAGUUACCUACCUCCAAUCUUAUCUUAUCCUAGCCGAAAGAAGCAGUUGGAAGAAAGACAUGGUUUUGUAUGCCACUGUGCACGGUGCAUCAACGAAAAAGAGGCCUGCAGCACUCGGGAUAUCUUUGACUUGCCCGAAUCUCUCAACCCCUUUCAAAAGAGUGGAAGCAUCUUGGCAACCUCUGGCAAGGAAGCACGACAACAACUUACAAAGGAUCUUUUAGCUUGGGAAGAACGGACCUUUGCCGCCAAUGGCCUUUCCAAUGAAACCCGUCGCUAUUGGAAAAUGGGUAAUGCGUCACUCUAUAUUCACUACCUCAAUGCGGUCCUCAUGGAUAUACCACAAGAUAAUCCGGAGCAAGCAGCCAAAACAAGAGCCAUCUGUCUCAUGAAGGGAAUGGAUUUACACUUUUGCUUUGUGAGCUGUCAUUAUGCCUGCACGGAACACUUGUCCAUCAUGCACUUGUGCUACGAGUUGGUGGCUAUUAUGCAUUCUCGAUCUCCAGAUCCCAGCAAGACGCUUCCCAAGGUUCAGUUCUGGACCGAGCAACUGAAACGAGCGCAUCUGAUACGGUAUGGAUCCUUGGGUAGCAACGUGGAUCGUAUUCGGGCUGUCAUGAAGCACACACAAGUGGUGCUUCGGAACCAUAACGGUCUGGACAAGGUCCCAUACGACUUCAUCUAG